Diorhabda sublineata is the source of this 5630-nucleotide messenger RNA. RefSeq lists its product as uncharacterized. The record is from RefSeq and is a predicted model, not a curated record. The transcript is spliced from 7 exons. NCBI's taxonomy places the organism in Eukaryota, Metazoa, Arthropoda, Insecta, Coleoptera, Chrysomelidae. The coding region runs from base 245 to 1120 and encodes 291 amino acids.
AGUAGGCCGCCAGCGACCUUAUAUCCACGACGAAAAAAUCCCGUAUAUAUUUUUUUGUAUAUUCAGGAUGAUAAAAAAUAUGUUUGAAAGCGAUUAAGAGUCGAGGGUUGUUGUAGUGAGAUAUUGAAGUGAUUAUCGGUGGGUUUUUGUGAGUUUUUGUGGAGAGAUUUUCCAUUAAAUCGGUUCGCGGAAUCCAGAGCAACUGGUGGGUGGUUUUAAAAUUUAUUUUUCUCAAACGUGGAAAAUGAAAACAUCGAUUUGGAGCUUCGUAGUGUUGUAUUUACAAAUGGAAGGUUUUUUAUGUAACAUCGAUCAUCUAGAGCUACUAAUGCCUCGUUAUGCUAUUAAAGGUGGAGACGUUAUUUUACGAUGUAACCAUAGCGUACCCCCGGAGCAAUUGUAUAAAGUAGAAUGGCGGAAAUCAGAUAACAAAAUCUUCCAGUAUAUUAAGGGUAGAAAACCACCUUUUCGAUAUUUUAGUAUACCCGGGGCAGAAUUAGCGAAAACAAACACCAGUGAUAAACAAAUUCAACUUUCGAAAUUGGAUUUUUCAGCCUCGGGAUCAUAUUCGUGCGUCGUGUCUAUGGAUACACCAAUCUUCACCAAAGAUUCUGAAAUGAAAGAUCUCACAAUCAUUGAACCUCAAAAUUACGAUCCAAAAAUAACUUUUAACAAAAAUACUUACGAAAUCGGGGAAAUACUAGAAGCGAAUUGUACUACAGCCCCAUCGAGACCUCCACCGCAUAUCACUUGGUUAAUUAACAAUGAAAAGGUACCGGAUAAGCUUACUAAAUCGUAUUCGAAUGGAAUGAUACACGGUUACGGAUAUUUCGAUCAGAAAGCUGUUUCUAUAAAACAAUUAUCAAUCGAAGUGUCAGAUUUACACGUCGGUGAUGAUGGACAACUAACUUUAACGUGUAUGUCCACCAUACCCGGAUACGUCAAUAGUUUGGAAAAUUACGCAGAUCUACGAACAGCUAUAGCACACAUCGACAUUGAACUAACAGAAGGUCCCGUAGGAGAGGCUAUUUCGAACAUGACACCGAACGCUACGUCUUGGAAGAUGUGUUUGAAUUUUUCAUUGUUUUCUUUAUCGUUGUUAGCAACUUCUCUGAUGUGAAUAAUCGAUAUUACUAAAGAAAGUUGAAGGAAGCUGAAAGAGUAGAAGAAAAAUGAGUUGGUUUUAUUCCAUUUUUUACGCCGUUGAGAAAACGAGUAGUGGCUAAAGUCUCAUUGUACUGAAAUCAUUCAUCUAUUUUCCAAAAAAAAAAAGAAAACGAUAUUUUAUGGCUCAAGCUUAUUAAAAUCAAUAUCAAGUAUAAGUUGAAUUUGUUAAUUAUUUUCGGAAAACCGUCCAAAAACGUUAAAUUAUGUUAUCUUGCACGAAUUUGGCGGUUUUCGUAAUUUCAAAUUAUGGCGACGGAAAUAGAAAACGUGCCGGAAACUUCGACAAAGAUUCGAUUUGCAAUUAAUGCUACAACAACUUUAUCUUUUGUUCGAUAUUUUAUUAUUGAAUGGUUUCUGCAUACGAAACAUUAGACACCACCGAAUUUAAAUCUACUGGUAAAACCUUUUAUAAUUUCAAUAUAUAAUUUAAUUAUAGCUCAAAUCGCGCUAAAGUAUUUAUUUUUUCAUGUGUGUAUGCUCAAAAUAAAUUUAUAUUACCGGUAGGUUUUAAAAAAUUUCAAACGUAUAUUUUGCUAUGUAUGAGAUAAGAUAAUUGAUUCAAAGUUUGUAAAUAAAGUCUUUUCGCAGUUAUUUUCACAUUACCGUAUAACGAAUCGGCUUUUGUAACUUGUCGCAGGGUAUAUUUACCGUGUUUUUGGUUUAAAACAAAAUAUGAAAACGUCUAACUUUAUCUAAAGAAGAAAUAUAUAAAUAUUUAUAUCACUCGAUACUUUUUUGUACUAAAUGGAUUACUAAGAAAUAUAUAAGAGCUUGUAUAUAAUAUAUGUGUGAAUUUAUGAUGAAGUUCGAUGGAAAGCACAUUUAAAUAUAAUUUAUUUAUAUCAAUUACGACACAGGAUUUUUUCAAAAACUAUUAGUUUUUUAGAAAUUGUCAUAAAAAAAAAAGAAUUUUGUUUCAAAAGUUCGAUUUUGAUCACUAAUAAAGUGAAUAUCAUCAUUGAUUUUUUUGUAAUUUUUACUGUACAGUUUCGACUCUAAUGAAAUGCCAAAUUCGGUUUUGUAUUUUAUUCUAAAGAUUAUUAGCUGCGCCAUCUAUUACGAGUACAUAUCUUUAAUAAUAAAGACAUCUACAAAACGGAAAGUUCGUAGCGUAUGACGUAUGAGGCGUCCUGUUUGAAAAUAUCUUUUCUUGGUUCUAGAAAUUUUUCUUUACUUCAAAAUAUAUUCAAUUGUAGAGAUUAUAUUCCAUUUCCGCUGAAAUUCUCGGCGUUACGUUUUUCCAAUACAAGUUGAAUGAUGUAGUAAGUCUGUUAAUAGAUGGCAGUAUCUAUUUUCAAAAAUUUAUAGGUUAUACUUUAGCUCUUCAUUUUUUCAGAAAGACUUUAAUUAUAACUCGAGAUAUUUUUAAACUGUAACUUUUUUAUUUUAUAUAUUUUAAAAUCCUGUGCAAUAUAUUUGAGUUUGCCAAUUUUAUUUUUAAUAAUUAGUUGUUAUAUAUUUUUUUAUUUAUAUUUUCUACACACACUGACUCACAAUCUUAUUGUUGCUGUUAAGAAAAUGUAUUUAUUCAGAAUAUAUAAACGAUAUAUUAUAUAUCUAUGUUAGCAUCAUAAGUAAUUUGAUGUUUUUGAAAAUGAAAACGGAGAUUUUAUAUUGAUAACGAUGUGGAUAUCUAUUAUCAUAUAUUAAUCGGUUUUUUUUUUCGUUAUUUAAGUAAUUUAAAUCGGUCAAUAUCUAAUAAAACUAAACAGGUUAAUGUAAUGCAAUCAAGUACUAUACGAAACAAUCAUUUUUAAAUGAAAAUUUCGUUUCUCCAUAGGUAUUUUUUUUUCAAAAAGGUGAUACGGUAAAAUUUUCACCAAUUAGGAAUUUAACCAAUAGUUAGUGAAAUAAGAUAUUUUAUAAUUAUUAUGUUAUAUGCUUGGCGGGGAUCAAUAAAUAUCGAAAGUAGUGGGUUUUCCAAUAAGAGGUGUUAUUUUGAUAUUCAAAGAAAAAUGCCAUUUUGUGAGAUAAAUGAUUGGAUGUUUAUUUCAUUAUAAAGAGGAAGGUAUGCCGUUGAUAAUGGAACACAACAUCAGCCAAAUGGCCGGCACGACUGCGCUUACAGGACCAUAUCCUUUUCAUGAAAUUUUCCGUAACCAAAUUGCAAAUCGGCUGCCCUAUGUCCUCGAUAGCCUCCCGAAUUCCAUCUUUGAGGUCUUGAAUCGAUGCUGGACUGUUGGCGUAGACCUUAUCUUUCUUUGUUGGCCCCAAAGGAAAAAGUCGCAAGGUGUUAAAUCACAAGAUCUCGGUGGCCAAUUGUGAUCACUUCUUCGAGAGAUAACACGGUCAGGAAAUUUUUCCCGUAAAAUAUCGAGAUAGUUUCGUUGCUUGUAUGGCACGUAGCGUCGUCUUGUUGAAAGUAAACGUUGUCCAAAUCAAUACCAUCCGAUUCCGGCCAUAAGAAAUCAUUAAUCAUCUCUCGUUAGCGCAAUCCAUUCACCGUAACUGUUGCUCCAGCCUCAUUUUCGAAAAAGUAAGGUCCAAUGACACAGCCAGACCAUAAACCGCACCAAACAGUCACGCGUUGAAGAUGGAGAGGAUUUUUAUCAAUAACUCUUGGGUUUUCCGAGCCCCAGAUUCGACAAUUUUGUUUAUUGACGUAACCACCAAGGUGGAAAUGGGCCUCAUCAGUUAAGAUGAUUUUUCGAUGAAAUUCCGAAGAAACGAUGUUGUUGAUGAUCGGCCGGCUUGAGUUUUUGUGUUAACUUGUGUUAUAGGCCUUAAGACUCAAGUCUUUAUGCAAAAUACGGUGUAAUGACGUUUCUGGAAUGGCUAAUUCCAAAGAACGACGAGGAAUGGACAAACCUGGGAUUUCUUCAACACUUUGGGCUACAGCAGCGAUAAUCUCAGUUGUUCUUGAGCGACGUGCACGGGUUUUAUUCUUCACAUCACUAACUUGUCCCAAUAGCUCAAAUUUUUCCACCAAUUUCUAUAUUGCGGUCCGAGAAGGUGCUUCACGUCGACCCAAAAAUGUUUUAGUUUUACGAACCGUCUCUGCCAAACUUUCACCAUUUUUAUAGUGAAUUUUAAUAAUUUCAUUGCGGUGUUGAAGCGUGUAUCGUUCCAUUUUCACUAAUGGCGUAGUUUCUACUUGUCAAAUGUCAAAAAAUGACAGCUUCAAAAGUGACAUUUACCGAAAUAGAGGGCUGUUCAAAAUAACACCUCUUAUUGGAAAACCCUUUAAAUGACAUAAGUUGCUUUUGUGGGAUCUGUCGAAACUUCUAAUUUCUUAUACAGUAUUCUUUUGAAAUUUUUUCCAUUAUAUCAUUAUAUAAAAUCGUUUAUAAAAUAAUCUUGUUGUCACUAAUAAGUGGAAUAAACAAACUUUUAAACAUAUCAUUUUAAGCAAUAUUUCAUUAUUGUUUAAAUAUACUGAAAAAAGUACCUAUGAAUUUGGACAAGGCCCUUUUAUUUCUGUCAUUUUUACAUAUCGCUAGAAUUUAAAAAACAGUAAAAAAGAGUAUGUACUGUGAACGGCAAAUAUAUAUAUGUAUAUAGGGUUUUCCAAAAGUUCCAGGACGGAAUCGUGAGUUUCAAGCGAAAUUUGAAAAUUAUACGGUUUAAAUUUUGAGUUCUGACAUAGCGAUUACAUAAAAUCGAAAAUUAAAAACAAAACUAGAACAAAAGUCUCAGUUAUUGUAAUUAUUAUAUAGCGAAAGUGACAUUUUCAGAUACACAUUUUUCUUGAUUUCGCAAUGAUAAAUAGUUGACACCCUUUGUAGCAUGUUCUUAUUAAGAUCGCGGUUUUUGAAGAACAUUCAUAAAUUUCCGAAAUGUUAUUGGUUAUCAUUGAAAUAUUCUGUACUUAAUACUAGUGUCUGAUUUCAAUCAUCAAAUCUGUUUUACAACAAUUUGAAACUUAUAAUUCACUUCUUGUUGGGAAGCCCUGUAAAUAUCAAAUUAUAUUUUUUAAGCUUCUACUUAUUAGGAUGAGUACGAAAUUAAAAUAAAUUGAUUCUUAUGAAGUUAAUAGGUAUUAAAUACAGCAGACAUAUAUGUAUAAAUCAAAUUACAUAUACGGAUAUUUAAUAUCAUUUUGUACUCACUUCUACAAUUAAAAGACCAUAGGAAAUUGUAAACCGAUAUGAAUUAGAUUUUUUUAGUACAUUUUGUACGAUAAAUUGGAAAGAAAAAAAACUAAUUCAUAUUAUUUGGUAGAUUCAAAAACCAAAAAUAAUUAUUUGGUGUACUUAAAAAUUAUCAACGAUACGUUUAAUUUUAAUCUAACUUAUUUGAUAUGUAUGUGUUCAUUAUAUGAAAUUAAUUACUAGAAGAAUCAUUCAAAGUUUUUUUGUUAAAUUUUGAUUGGAGCGAAGAAUAUUGAUAAAAGAGUUAUUGAGAAAAAAUCGUGGACUACAUAACGAUGAAAAAUUAUAUUUACGAAGAAAAUUACUGCUCAAUAGCAAACAAAAAUAACAGCUAAGACAUUACGAACCUUAUUCUAGAAUAUACAGUGCUUU